GCCCAUAUCCACGUCACUUACAUGCGACUAUUGCUUUACUUAUUUCGUUAGCAUUAGCUCGGAAGCUGCAUCACUCCUUUUAAAAUAUGGCUGUAGAAUCGAGAGUCACACAAGAGGAAAUUAAAAAGGAACCCGAAAAGCCAGUGGACAGAGAGAAGACAUGUCCCCUUCUACUAAGGGUUUUCACCACAACUACGGGAAGGCAUCACAGGAUGGACGAGUUUAAUAGGGGCAAUGUCCCAUCCAGCGAGCUCCAGAUAUACACCUGGAUGGAUGCUACUUUAAAAGAGCUUACCAGUCUCGUGAAAGAAGUGUACCCCGACGCUAGGAAAAAAGGCACACAUUUUGGCUUUGCCAUCGUCUACCCGGACCCCCAGAGACCCGGCUAUAGAGUGAAGGAUAUUGGAACAACUGUGUCUGGCCGGAAGGGCACUGAUGAUGCCAUGACUCUACAGUCCCAGCGCUUUCAGAUUGGAGACUACCUGGAUAUCGCCAUCACCCCCCCAAACCGAGCCCCUCCCGUUCCUGGGCGCAUGAGACCGUAUUGACCCUGGUACUGGGUCAGAAUUUUUUAUUGUUUUUUUUCUACCGUUUUUCAUUUGAGAACGUAGUGGGAACAGGAAUUUAAACAGGAUAAAAAUAAUUUCUUGCUGGAAAAUACCCUGAUUUGUCCAUUGCAACUACUGUGUCUUCUGAAAUGGUGAAUUUUGAACGUUUAUAAUAAACCUAAAUAAUAAAA
Messenger RNA from Hypomesus transpacificus, 739 nucleotides. It is a transcript of the gene sap18, whose product is annotated as Sin3A-associated protein. Gene Ontology annotation, molecular function: transcription factor binding; transcription corepressor activity. Bases 87 to 548 code for a protein of 153 amino acids. The transcript is spliced from 4 exons. Gene Ontology annotation, biological process: negative regulation of DNA-templated transcription. Gene Ontology annotation, cellular component: nucleus. Lineage: Eukaryota; Metazoa; Chordata; Actinopteri; Osmeriformes; Osmeridae. The record is from RefSeq and is a predicted model, not a curated record.